UUAUCGAGUCUGGCUUCGCUCCGGACCUCCAGCCGGACUUCACAUUAAAAGCGCCCCUUCAACGUCUACGGGAAGGGGGGCGUCUCUGCCCGCAUCUGCCCCAUUAAAUAUGUGCGAAGAGGCUUCAGGUUGUCGGUCAAAUACGUGACAGCGGGGUUCGUGUUUGAGGCUCAGAGUUAGCUUGCUAAGUGCGAAAGAGGAACACGGAUCCCGGGAGUCACCAAACCGUGUGACUUGAGCCCGCGGGGGACUUUCGCUUCUCCGUUACCUUUUCUCUGCUGUCUGUCUCUGGGAAAGCCGCCUGUUUACGAUGAAAAGAAGUGGGUAGGACCCUCUAAGAAGUUUCACUCUGGUUCACUUUUAAUAUUGUUAUCGUUUCAUUGCUGCAAGCAGUUGCGCAACUUGUUUUUACCUCCUGGGUUGUUGUUGUUGUGGUCCCGUGUAAACAGCUGACUCUCGGAUUGAAGGCCGGGCGGCACCGGGACAUGGCGGUGUUUGAGCCUGAAGUCCGCUCUUCCUCCGCCGCGGAGUAGAUCAAAGCGCCCGCCGACGGCCUGACCCUUCACCGAGUAAAGAUGAUCGGGUCACCGGAUCUUCUGGCCUUCACCGCCAUGGAGGACUUUGGGCAGGGGGAAGAGAAGCAGGAGGCUCAGGGUCUACCUGAAGAGCUCUCUGUCCCGCUUUUCCCGACUUCUCACCCCUGGAGCACAGCAGCACAGUUUCACAGAGACUUCAUACUGGUGGCUGAGUUCUCAGAGCAGGUGGGUCCAACCCCUGUGCUGACAAUACCGGACGACCUCAGUGUAAUCGGCUCAUUUGACCUCAACCACUUCUCUGUUCGUAUUAUGUCUGUGGACUACCAGGCGUCUGGCCCCAGCCAAAGCCCUCCAUCCUCCCCUGGCCCCCGACUGACCUUCAGCGAGGACUCCAAAGUAAUCCUGGGAGAUUCGGCAGCAGAUGCAUUUGCUUAUGUUCAUCACCUGACCCUGUACGACUUGGAAGCUCGGGGGAUGGUGCGGCCUUUCUGCAUGGCCUACGUGUGCUCGGACCAGCUGAAGCUGAUGGAGAACUUUUCUGAGCUAUCGACACGCUUCUCUGAGGCAGCUGAAAGCCUCAAGACGGGAAACAGACAAGCCUUUUCCAUUGAGCUGCAGAGAAAACUGCAAGAGCUCGAAUACAGACGUCUGAACCUGCGGAAUGAUGCAGAACUUCAGGGGUCGAUAAAUGGGUUGACAGACUUUGAAGGAGAAAGUGAAGAGCUUGAUGCUGUAGAGCGUUCAAUCUUAAAUCACAGAGAGCUCCUUCGCCAGGUCACAUCUUACCCAAACAGGAAGCUCAAACAGCCAGACUUCCUGCCCUAUGACCCAGCCACCUCCCUCACUGAUCCAUUGCUGUUGCCACCUCCCGAGGUGGACUCCUUCUUCUCCACCUCCAACUCCAACUCCUGCAGGUCAGAUCACCACCUGAAGCCACUGCAGGAGCUUUGCAACACAUACUUCCUGACUCUCAUGAAGGACCAGCUCACAGACACAGAGCAACGUCUCCGCGGUGACAGGAGUGUGCUGCGAACGACUCGUGUCACACAAUCACUGUCCAGGAAGCUAAUGCUCACCAACUUCCUGUUUGAGCUGUGGAGCCCCGAGGAUGCUGACGAGGAGUUGAGAGAGGGCGCCGAAGUGGAGCUGCAGAAGGAGACGGGGAGUAAGAGGACUGCUGAGGCGUUUCAGCCAGAACCACCGAACAUGGAGUCAUUCUUCUCCUGCGUGGAGGAGCUCCCGAUCAAACUGGUGGCAGCAGAAGCACGGACAGUGACCCCUGACCCUGGUCCUGCCACAGAGAUGAUGGGGAGUGUGAGCAGCAGCGACAGCAUUGAAGUGCUCGGGACUGAGAAGUCUUACAUGACACAGCAUGUCAUUACAGGAUUUGACAGUAGAGAUGCGUUGGUCGGAAUGACAGACACUUGCAUCAGGCGUGCAGCAGUAGACGCCGGCAUUAGACGCGUGCGAGCUUAUGCAAAGCGUGCCAACAGCGAGGACAGCAUUGAAGUGCUCAGCACCACAGAGUCCAUCGUCCCUGAAGACCUCGCCGCCAUCACAGAGGAGGAAGCAGAGCAGCAGCCUCUGAGCAAUGGCUUUGAGAAUGAGGAAGAACCAUGGACUGAGGUUAACUCUCACAAAGUCCCCAAAGAGGAAAAGACCCUGAAAGCAUCUGCUGCAGUAAGUGAGGAUGAAGAUGGAGGGCCUGUUGAGGAAGAGGAAGGUUGCGUUGACAGAGCAGAGCCUUUAAAGCAAAUAAUGGUUACUGAUGGCAUCACGACCAGAGAGCAGCCAGACACCGUGAAGAUGAAUCAGUUUCACAAAGACAACACAGAAGAGAAGAAACUACUGCAAGCUGAUGAAGCAGUGGAGCCUUCACCUGAGGUCCAGCAGAAGGGGCGGCUGAUGCCUCACCGCCAUGUGAACUCUGCCUCUCCUGCCCCCCUGGUCGAGGUGGAUCGGCGGUCUCCCCCCGGCCCUCCUCUGAGGCUGCUGAGCAUUGACGAGGAGUCCGAAUGCACCAGCUUCACCGAAUCCUCAGAGCCACCAUCCCCCACCCAAAAUGUCCACAGCAACAUCCGCUGGGAUAAGAGGAGAUGGAGAAAGGCUGGACUCCGAGCCCUCAGGUUCAUCAAGCACAACUCGUUCUCGCAGCAUGCCGUGUUCUGUCUCCUGAGCGGCCGGCCGCUGGCUGUCAUCGGAGGAGACGAGAGUCUGGUCAGGAAGACGGUGGACGCUUUGAGCCUCUUCCUGCCCGCUCCUGGUCCUGAUAGAAGUGCUGUGAAGCUGUGUUUGACCACGCCCCUUCAGCUGACCGACCUGCUCACCUGGAGACUGAUGGGAAUACCCAGAUCAUCAGCAGCUUAUUCUUCCACCGUUCUUCCUUCUCUGAGCCGCUACAAUCGUUAUUUGGCUCUGUUGGACCUGGACCAGAGGACGUUGCGGUGCCCAUCUUACUCUGGCUCUCUCCUCAGCAGACUGGCCAAUCCUCACACCGGCAUAAGCCGUGGCAUUACCUACCUGCAGCAUCUGCAGAGCAGCCUAGCUGCACUGGUCAAUCAGGUACUGCUGUACACUUUAAGACCAGUUUUACAACGUCCACGCACUGCUGAAGGGAAGGAUGGCGCAGAAGAAGAGGAUUUUCUGUGCAAACAGGGGCUCUGUGGUGAAUGUGAUUUGAGAGUGAUGAGCUAUCUGUCGGAUCUCCUCAAACAGCAGCAUGCAGGACGUGGACCGCCAGUCUUAAGAUUCUGUUACAACUCCGUACACACACACAGAAACACAUUUGCAACAUAGGAGUCGAGAGAGCGACUGAAUGUUUGGAUGUCUCCUUUUCAGGUUUUAUCACCUGCUGCUGUGAACAUUUUGGUACAAAAAAAAAAAGAUGUUUUUAUCUGCAGUGUUGAUCUAGGUCAUAUUUCUGAGUACUGGACAUUAGUGCACUAGUGUCUCACUGGCACCUUCAUAUGUUGGCAGCCUUUAUCGCUUAAUCACAUGUGAAUUUGUAAUUGAUGAUAACUGAGAACUGUGCCAUGUAAGCAAGCCUGUAACCUCUAUAAAUCUGAGAGUACUGUUUAACCAUGUGACAUGUAGGUCCAUUACUUUGUUGCUCUGCCCUUUGGCUUCUCCACUUCUCUGUGUAGUAAUAUAGGGAAAAAAGACCUGAUUUAUACUCAAAAAUAAUUGACAGCCUGUAUAAUAAAACUAAUAAUAAUGUGGCCCAUAGAAGAAUAAUGCAUAGAAUAGACAACUAAUGCCAUCACCAGUCUCUCAAGCAUUGGUUUGUGUAUGUGUAUAUUUUAUAUAUAUAUUUUAUAUAUAUAUAUAUAUAUAUAUGCAUGCUACAUUUAGGAGAUAAUUAGCACGGUACCACAAAAAGAGGGGCAUUGGUACAGCUGUAAUUAGGAGCAUUAUUAUGCAAAAUGGUUACUGUGCAGUAGCACCAGAUUAACUUCCUAAAUUUGCUGUUUCUUUCCCCUGUAUUAUACAUGUGUAGGAGUUGAAAUUCUUUUCCACUGACGUGGUGCCAGUGCUGGUGCAGAGCCAGUUCUGCUUUGGUGCCUUUUGAAAUCCAGCCCACAUUUCUACAGGUUUGACAAGUGAGCACUUCAUAGCUUCACAGGGUGAAAGUUUUAUAUGGGGAGGCAAAUUCCAUUCAAUUCAAUUUUAUUUAUAUAGCGCCAAAUCACAACAGUCGCCUCAAGGUGCUUUGUAUUGUGGGUAAAGACCCUACAAUAAAACAGAGAAAACCCAACAGUCAAAAAGACCCCCUAUGAGCAGCACUUGGUGACAAUGGGAAGGAAAAACUCCCUUUAAACAGGAAGAAACCUCCAGCAGAACCAGGCUCAGGGAGGGGCAGCAAUCUGCUGUGACCAGCUGGGGCUGAAGGGAGACAGACAGGACAAUCAUGGUGGACUGAAUUUUGUGUGGUAGCCCUGCAUGUUCAGUGGAUCCAGCAGUGCUCUGGUACCCUAACAAGCAUGUGGAACCAUUUCUAGUGUUUUAGGGUUUAACUUUUUUUUUUUCCCCCACACUUAUUUGCCUGCAAUUGGGAAUUUAAUUAGUUUCUAUUCUUUGUAAAGAAUGAAUCCUCACUUUUGACCAUAAAAGUCAAUGUUACAUCUUUAUAACUGCCUCUGUAAAAAUGACACUUUGUAUACAUUGCAGCUAAUCAGGCCAUGUGAUUUGUUGCAGACGGCACACAACUUGGAUAUGAAACCAUAAAGUGCUAACAACAUCCUUCUGUUCGACACUGUUCUGUCUGUCCUGAUU
This is a messenger RNA of Archocentrus centrarchus (flier cichlid), 4808 nucleotides long. It is a transcript of the gene smcr8b, whose product is annotated as Smith-Magenis syndrome chromosome region, candidate 8b. The transcript is spliced from 6 exons. The record is from RefSeq and is a predicted model, not a curated record. Gene Ontology annotation, cellular component: guanyl-nucleotide exchange factor complex. Gene Ontology annotation, molecular function: GTPase activator activity. The coding region runs from base 576 to 3332 and encodes 918 amino acids. NCBI's taxonomy places the organism in Eukaryota, Metazoa, Chordata, Actinopteri, Cichliformes, Cichlidae.